AUGAAGUUGUUCUCACCUAAGUAUCCAACUAAAAUUGGGACUUGGAAUGUACGAACACUGUAUCAAAGUGGAAAGAGCUUGCAGACAGCCAAAGAAAUGGACAGAUACAGUAUUGAAAUUUUAGGACUCCGUGAAAAAACAACCAUAAUCCAGGUUUACUCGCCAACAAAUAAUGCAGAUGAAGAAGAGAAAGAUGACUUUUACAACUCUCUGCAGACCACUGUAAAUUCUGUGCCUAAACGAGACAUCCUCAUGCUACUAGGAGACCUCAAUGCAAAAGUGGGUAAGGACAGGACAGGGAGAGAAAGAGAAAUGGGACCAAAUGGAAUCGGUGAAAUGAACGAGAACGGUGAAAUAUUUGCUGAUUUUUGUGCUGUAAACAGUCUAGUAAUAUGUGGUACACUCUUCCCCCAUAAAAACUGCCACAAAAUUACUUGGGUUUCGCCGAAUGAAGUGACAGAAAAUCAGAUAGACCAUAUUGCUAUAUCCCAAAGAUGGAGGUCAUCUCUACAAGAUGUACGAAACAAGAGAGGAGCAGAUAUAGCAUCAGAUCACCACCUAAUCAUUGCAAAGAUACAACUAAAACUACUUUCAACAAAAAAAGCAAAAUCCAGGAGGAAGAAAUUUAAUGUUGAUCUUUUCAAAGACCCUUAA
This is a messenger RNA of Mytilus trossulus (common blue mussel), 654 nucleotides long. Its product is annotated as craniofacial development protein 2-like. Gene Ontology annotation, biological process: chromatin remodeling. Bases 1 to 654 code for a protein of 217 amino acids. The record is from RefSeq and is a predicted model, not a curated record. Gene Ontology annotation, molecular function: catalytic activity. NCBI's taxonomy places the organism in Eukaryota, Metazoa, Mollusca, Bivalvia, Mytilida, Mytilidae. The transcript has 2 exons. Gene Ontology annotation, cellular component: nucleus.